CUGCAAAUUACAAAAUGGAUCAAGAGGAUGAUUCGUUUACCUCCUUCUUUACGGAGUUACAAUUUGCUGAGACCGGACCAACGGACAACUGCAAUGAUCAAAUACUCCUCGAUAAGUUACGCGCACAGACUGAGGCCCUUGAUCAAAUUCUGCUUGAGAGAGUGAAGAAAGAGAAUAAGGUGAAACAACAAAGUAAAGUCAUCCACCAACAGAUACGGCAGGAGCUGAUGCAAAUUGUGGGGAGGCUCACGGAAUCCACUAAAAAUCAACGAAGUGGCAAACGGCGAAAAUCUUACUUCAGAUCGUCCAUCUCUUCUCCUAAUAUUCUACCCAACCUAAACAUCUUUUCGGACAAGAGCAAUGCUCUCGUAUCGGUUCCAGUUUGUGACAACGCAAUGGUGCCGUCUUACAAACAGAAUGACUUGUCUCAUGAGAUAUUGAGGAACAUCACAUGUUUUCUUGACCUGGAUCGUACAGUCUUCACUCAAGCGGAUGACAACUCCACUCUGUUGGAGGACGAGCAACAAACAAUGACCGACGAAGAAUUCGAUACUACUGCGACAGAAAGAAGUCAGGUUCCUCACUUAUACCCAGAGGCAAAGGAUACGUCGGACGACGUGAGUCCAUUGUCAAAAGAAGAUGAAGAAAAGCUAGAACAGCUUCUUAAUGAUACAACAUAUCAAGAUCAGAACGAAAACCACAUGUGGUGGCAAGGACAAGAAGUUCACGAUGGAGAGCCACCUUCUGGUGCAGAUCACUUCGUGAAGGACACACCAAAUGAGAUUGAAGACAACCAGAUUUCAAUAAUAACACGGGAUGAAUUGGCUUUGUGGCCUUCCUCAAAAGCUGGUCAAUUAUCUUUGAUAGGGAACGAUCCAGAAAUUGAGAAAAUCCAGGAACGUCUGAAAGAGAUUGAUCAACAACUGCGGGUGUUCGUCAUGGAAAAGGAGGAAGAAAACAUUUCACUCCCACACAUAUCUUCCACAAAUGUAGGCAAUUCUGUCCAAGAAGUAGAUGAGGAGAGAAAAACCAUACUCCAUUCAGACGAAGUGCUUUUCUACGAGAUGGAAGGCACCGAGAAAGAAUUGGUACGUUUGCGAGAAAUUGACCAGAAGUUGCAAUCAGUGAGAGAAACGGAUUGUGAACAGGUAAGACUGACCUAGGGCUUCCCCCCCCCGGUCUGCUGCCAUGCUGCACAAGAAAACUGGAGCUUUCCUGGUUGUUCGACCAACAGAAGUACAGAAAUACAGAUUAACAGAAAUGCUUAUCAACGGCUUUCAGCGUGGCAAUUCUAGCCAUUGUUUGUACGCAGCUCUUUCAUACACAUUUUGAUAGAAAUGUUAAGAUCCG
Opisthorchis viverrini is the source of this 1350-nucleotide messenger RNA. RefSeq lists its product as hypothetical. The transcript has 7 exons. Bases 15 to 1163 code for a protein of 382 amino acids. Lineage: Eukaryota; Metazoa; Platyhelminthes; Trematoda; Opisthorchiida; Opisthorchiidae. The record is from RefSeq and is a predicted model, not a curated record.